Molecule: messenger RNA, 2407 nt
Organism: Stegastes partitus (bicolor damselfish)
Lineage: Eukaryota; Metazoa; Chordata; Actinopteri; Pomacentridae
Gene: dnajc28
Product: DnaJ (Hsp40) homolog, subfamily C, member 28
Exons: 2
Coding region: 74-1228 (384 amino acids)
Source: RefSeq, a predicted model, not a curated record
GAAGCUGCAGAGAAACAGGAGAAGAAGAAGAAGCUUCAGGAACAACAACUAACUGGAGCGGAGUACCGCAGAGAUGAGCUGCUCCUUCCAGCUCCUGGUUUCCCGCUGCGACUUCUACCACAGACGUUUUCUUUUCGUCCUGUCUCGACAGUUGCUGUCAGUCAGGUCGCUCAGUGCCACUCCUCACAUCAGCCGCAGCCUAAAGGCAAGUUACCGGCUUCUGCAGCUGCCUGAUGAAGGUCACAGCAGUCCUGCACAGGUGAAAGAGGCCUACCUGCGCCUGGCCAAGCUCUACCACCCAGACUCGGGGACAGCAACAGCAGAUGCAGCACUGUUUGCUCGGGUUGAGGAGGCCUACCGAGCCGUGCUGGCACAUCAGAGCAAGACCAAGCAGCCUGAUGGAAGCAAGGAAGAUGAUGAUGAGGACAAGUCCAGAGGAGCAGCAGUUCAGCACAGACACUACCUCAGCUUUGAGGGCGUGGGUUCAGGCACGCCCAGCCAGCGAGAACGUCAGUACCGGCAGGUCCGCGUCGACCGGGCGUCAGAGCAGGUUCUGAACUACCGGCAAAGAGAACACGAGCGGGCAGCUGCGUCUGAAGGGGCGCUGGUGGAGCGGGACAUGCGUCAGCGCAGCCACAAAAUCAAGAUCACUCAGGCUGUGGAGCGGCUUGUGGAGGACCUGAUCCAGGAGUCUAUGGCGCGAGGAGACUUCAGGAACCUGAGUGGAGCCGGAAAACCUCUCAACAAGUUCCAGUACAAUCCAUACGCUGAUCCCAUGACCCACAACCUUAACCGCAUCCUCAUUGACAAUGGCUACCAGCCUCCCUGGGUCGUCACACAGCGAGACAUCAGGGAGGCUGUCGCUCAUGUCCGGAGCAGGCUGCUGGAGGGACGGGCUCGGCUCAGCGACCCCCUGACCCCCGCAGAGCUCAGCCAGUGGGAGCAGCUGUGUGUGUCUGUGGAGGAGGAGCUGGUGAAGCUCAACAAGAUGGUGGACAAUUACAACCUCAUCGUACCGAUGCUCAACAUGCAAAUGGUCCACUUCCGUUUGUCCAGAGAAAUAGAGCGCGCCGUGAAAGGUGCCGCUCAGCGCCGACUGGACCAGCAGACGGAGAGAGAAAAGGAGCGAGAGAGGAGGAAGGAGGAGAAAAAAAGAGCCAACGCAGUGACAAAGACUGCAAAGAAGAAGCGAGGACUCAUGUCUUGGAUGCAGAGUUUGCUCAAAUGAAGUGAUCAGCUGUUGAUUUAUUUAUUUCAUUACAGUCCAGUUGUUCACCUGCAUAUUUGCACACAUUUAGAAUCAAACUCAGAGAUAAUGAAGCCUUUUAGUUAUUUUUAGGCAGAAGGACGAAAGUUAUUGUCUAAAUAUGCAGAACUGUAGUCAGAGGUCAGUACUACGAAGCAGGAUUUGAGGUUUUUACUGUAAAUUAUUCUGGGUUUUCACGACCACGAUGCUGGUUCACCUCUUACUGUCACCUUGUAGCUUAUGAUGAACUUCUCAUCUUCUCUGGAGCAGAUUAUGUUUUGAGAUCAACAUGUACAAAAACCCACCUACUGACCAAUCAGAUGUCUUCCUGUGACUCCUGUGGAGCUCAGUGUGCAGGGAGUGAAAAGUCUCAGAAGAGACUUUUUUAGAGCUGCAAGCAAUGGAAAAGAAAUGUGAAUGAUAUAAUCCUAAAACAGAAACGGAUUAAAGCAUUAGAACUUUAUGCCAUACAUGUUGACCUUAUAGGAUUUUCAGUAAAGCCUCCUUACUGGUUUGGGUUUUGUUUUUAUAUCUGUUUUUUUACUUGUUCCAGAACAGUUUAACAUCACCAAGCAGCUGAAAGAAUGAGACUAAAGUUGAGUUUUGAAGCGAGAACACUGAAUUCAUGCUCCGGAUUGCCAUGAAAAUAGUUUUUUUUAAUCUUUAUUAGUGGAUUAUUUCCUCUUUACCCCCUGAACCUCAGAACCUGCUGACAGAAUGAAAGCCUUGUUAUUUUUAAAAAGUCACCAAAAUGACACCAUUUAGAAUUGUGAGAAUUUUCACUUUCCAUCAGUCAACAUAUCGUUUGUGACUUUUGGUUUUGGUGGGAAAAACAACCACAUUUUAGCUUCAUCAAAAUCACUUGUUUCAUUUUAAAAUUCACCAGAAAUGAGCUGUUUGCAACAACCACAUUCUGUAACAAAAAAUACAAAAAUCAGCAACCAAGAAGCAAUGACAGACUGAGCUGUGAUCAACAGUCAUGUGACAAAAAUUCAUGGUGUGUUAAGGAGACAAAUAUUUACACACAUUGAAAAUAUGCAAUAUCUAUACUAUUUAGACUCACAUUUUGUCCAGUGUUGCUAGUACCUGUGGGGAAAAAUGUUGGAAAUAUUGAUUACAUUUAUGAUUUCUGUCUUUCUAACUGUCAUACUGCACAGAAGA